This is a messenger RNA of Phacochoerus africanus (Common warthog), 3052 nucleotides long. RefSeq names its product inositol polyphosphate-5-phosphatase K (gene INPP5K). The record is from RefSeq and is a predicted model, not a curated record. Lineage: Eukaryota; Metazoa; Chordata; Mammalia; Artiodactyla; Suidae. Gene Ontology annotation, biological process: negative regulation of phosphatidylinositol 3-kinase/protein kinase B signal transduction; negative regulation of glycogen biosynthetic process; phosphatidylinositol dephosphorylation. Gene Ontology annotation, molecular function: phosphatidylinositol-3,4,5-trisphosphate 5-phosphatase activity; inositol bisphosphate phosphatase activity; phosphatidylinositol-4,5-bisphosphate 5-phosphatase activity. The transcript has 12 exons. The coding region runs from base 224 to 1576 and encodes 450 amino acids. Gene Ontology annotation, cellular component: cytoplasm; endoplasmic reticulum; ruffle.
CGCUCGUUGGAGAGUCCCGCCUCUUCCCCCGGGCCGCGCCACCCAGAGCCUUCCGUGCGCCUAGGCCCCGCCUCUUACGGAAGCCGAGGCGGAGGGUCGGAAUCCGGAAGAAAAACAAUCGAGCGAGUGAGCUGACCGGCACCUGCUACCCGACCGGGGCAGAUCAAGCCAGGAUCCGCUGAGGCUGGGAGACGCGAACCAGCCGGGGCACCGCGUGGGGACGAUGGCUGCCACGAAUCCCCAGACCGAACCGAGAGGCAGGACGCUCAGCAUACAUGUCGUGACGUGGAACGUGGCCUCUGCAGCACCCCCUGCAGACCUCAGUGAUCUGCUCCAGCUGCACACCCCGAACCUGAAUCUGGACGUGUAUGUCAUUGGUUUGCAGGAAAUGAACUGUGGGAUCAUGAGCCUCCUUUCUGACACUGCCUUUGAAGACCCAUGGAGCAGUUUCUUCAUGGAUGUGCUUUCCCCUCUGAGCUUCGUCAAGGUCUCCAGCGUCCGCAUGCAGGGGCUCCUCUUACUGGUCUUUGCCAAGUACCAGCAUUUGCCCUUUAUCCAGAUCCUCUCUGCUAAAUCCACCCCCACUGGCCUCUUCGGGUAUUGGGGGAACAAAGGGGGCGUCAACAUCUUCCUGAAGCUCUACGGCUACUACGUCAGCAUCAUCAACUGCCACCUGCCCCCACACAUGGCCAACAAUGACCAGCGGCUGGAGCAUUUUGACCGGAUCCUGGAGAUGCAGAAUUUUGAGGCACAGGAUAUCCCCAACAUCCUGGACCACGACCUCAUUCUCUGGUUUGGAGACAUGAACUUUCGGAUCGAGGACUUUGGGUUGCACUUUGUUCGGGAAUCCAUAAAACAUCAGUGCUACAGUGACCUGUGGGAGAAGGAUCAGCUCAGCAUUGCCAAGAGACAUGACCCUCUGCUCCGGGAGUUCCAGGAGGGACCCCUGCUCUUCCCGCCCACCUACAAGUUCGAUAAGAACUCCAACAACUAUGACACCAGUGAGAAAAAACGCAAGCCUGCGUGGACCGACCGCAUCCUUUGGAGGUUGAAGCGGCAGCCCCAGGCCGACUGCCACCCCCCCACACUGCCAGCGCCCCACUUCUCCCUGGUUCUGAGGAGCUACGUCAGCCACAUGAUGUACAGCAUCAGUGACCACAAGCCUGUCACCGGCACCUUUGACUUGGAGCUGAAGCCGCUGGUAUCUGCUCCGCUGAUCACCCUGCUCCCCGAGGGCCCGUGCACCACUGAGAGCGACCUGCUCAUCAGCUACUCCCUGGCCGCGGACUUCCUCAGCAGCCCCUGGGACUGGAUCGGACUGUACAAGGUGGGGCUGCGCCACAUUAAUGACUAUGUGUCAUAUGUCUGGGUCGGGGACAACCAGGUCUCCUUCGGCGACCAGCUGAACCAGGUAUACAUCAGCCUCAGCGACAUCCCUGAGACUGAGGAUGGGUUUCUCCUCUUUUACUAUAGCAACAGCCUGCGUUCUGUGGUGGGGAUAAGCAGACCCUUCAAGAUCCAGCCUCGCUCCUUCCUGGAGGAGGACUCACUGGAUGAAGCCCAACCACAGAUCUGAGCCAGGAUGCGAGUGAACUCGGGCGGAGGCCGGCGCUGGCUGCCAGCUCUGCCUUCACUGCCAGGAGCACUGGGGGCCCAGCCCUGCCCCCUGAGGAGGCCGCAAGUCUCCUCCACCUCCCAGGGCGAGUUCCAGCCACACUCCCUCACUCUCCCCAGUCCAGAUCUCCAGGAUCAGCCCCUUCAAUACAGGUUUCUGUGGCUCAGGUGUGAGUGAAACCAGCUAGUUUGUCAGCAGUGAAGCUCUAGACAGUCCGCUGGAGGAAGGACCCUCCAGCUUGCAUCUCAUUUCUCCAUCUUCCCCACACACACACUUGUAGUCCUGCCCAAGCAGGCCCGCCGGGCACAUGCCCCAUCUGGCACAGGCCCGCAUUCUUGUCACGCCACCCUGGGCCUUAGGCUGCCUGGGAGGGGGAGAUGCUCACGUUUGUGCAGGCUGCGUAGACUGGUUGGCGAAGGCAGCAUUGGGUUCUAGGAGUCUUGGCAUCUCAUUGCCUGUCCCCCUGAGGGGUGGGCAGAGGGUCUGGGGUCCCUGCUUUUUGCAGAAGCAAAUGGCUAAGUAGGCAGGAUGGAGGGGGGCCUCCACCCAGGCUCUUACGUAGGUUUUGUGGGCAGGCUGAUGGUGUCCUUCCGCCAGCACCUCCAUCCUCACCCCCAGAGUCUGACCCAGAAAGUUCCAGGGUGUGAGCAGAGAAUAGGUCCCUGGUUCACUUCUGCUAGUAGAUCAGGCUCCGUGCCCCCAACCGGCCCUCCCGUGAAGUGUUGGCAGGUGGUAGAGGAGCUGUGGCCACAGACUUUCACAGGGUGGGCCUUGCGCAGUCCAGCUCAUCUGCCCCUACCUUUACCUGCUGUCACCGGCCAGAACCCUGCUCUCUCUUUAGAGCGCUGUGGGACCUCGGAGUGAGGGCAGGUGGAGAGGAGAGCCAGAAUCCAGCCGUUGUGGAGAAUCUGGCCCCGGGGGUCUUCCAAGAGCAUUCUCUAGGUGCUGCAUGGGCCUGGCCUGUCCCUAUUCCCACCAUUUGCCUUCAGCCUCUGGUGACUCAACGGCCCUUCUCCCUGGAGAAGACACCUCAGGGAGCCUGCUCUGUGACUGUCACUCCCAUCCUGCCACCUGCGACUGAGGGACACUCCUGCAUUCUUACUCCACCCUGGGAGCCAUCAAGAACUGUCCCUCUCGGAGUUCCUGCUGUGGUGCAGUGCGAUCAGCGGUGUCUGUGGAGCGCUGGGAUGCAGGUUCGAUCCCUGGCCCAGUGCAGUGGGUUAAGGAUCCAGCAGCACUGCUGUAGCAUAGGUAGCAGCUGUGCCUCGUAUCUGAUCCCUGGCCGGGGAACUCCAUAUGCCAUCAGGGGCAGGGGUGGGGGAGGGGGGGGCAAAAAAAAAAAAAGAACUGUCCCUCUGGCUUCUAGCAGGCCAUGGCCAAUCUGUGUUCUGUGGCUGUUGCGUUGGUGGAUAAUUAGAAACAUGGCUUUUACAACUG